AGUAAUUAAAAAUGUAACAACCACAUCGGUGUUACCACCUUCAGAGCCAGUCCUUCAACGACCACCCACCGAGCAGGACAUGAAACGCUCCAAGCUGGCCCCGUUCCGUUCCGGUCUAAAGGACCUCCUCCUGGAGUACUGCUCCGGAAGUUCGAUCCAUGGCGUUCAGUACAUGGGCUGCCGGAACCGGUCCUGGUGCGAACGGUUCUGGUGGAUAGUGGUGUUCACGAUGUCCGUUGGAAGUUGUGCCUUCUUGAUUCGCGAGACCUACGUGAAGUGGGUUCAAACUCCGGUGAUUGUGAGCUUUGCGGAGAAAUCGACUCCGGUGUGGCAGAUUCCCUUUCCGGCGGUUACCAUCUGUCCGCAGACGAAGGUUCAAAGUAAGAAGUUCAAUUUUACCGAGGAGUUUGACGGAUAUUUGGAGAUGUCUUUGGAGGAACGUCUAUCACAUAAUAGGUCAGAUGAAAUCCUAGCGAUAAUGCAUUUAUGUGAACGUAACUUUUAUCGAAUGUUCAUGACUCGAUUUAAAUUCCCAAACUUUACAACUCCACGAAAUUACGGAGGUAUCAUACAGAACAUGUCGUUGGAUAUGUAUGACUACUUGGCGGAUUGUUCGAUAGUCGGUGAAAAUUUGCCCUGUCCUUUAAUCUUCAAAGAGACCAUGACCGAAGACGGAGUUUGUGCGACUUUCAACGGUCUAUCCGCCAAUGAUUUGCUACGAACUGAAGUUCUUCAAUCGGAAGUGUCCUACAUGACUGCAACUGACCCUUCUCCCCACUGGACACAAGAGAGCGGUUACUCUGCGCAAGCUAAUCUCUCAGCUUAUCCGUUUCGAACGCUUGGAUCCGGAAUUGGAGCAGGUCUAUUUCUUCUUCUAAGAACCGAUGACGAAGAUAUUGACUACAUCUGCCGUGGACCAGUGCAGGGAUUCAAAGUUCUGUUUCACUCCCCAGCGGACUACCCGCAGAUCUCGAAGAAGUUCUUCCAAAUCCCGAUGGAAGCGGCCGUCAGUAUAGCGAUAAAACCACAAAUGAUCACCACGAACCCACGACUUCGGGAUUACACCCCCGAAGUUCGUCACUGCUUCUUCAACCACGAGCGCUACCUGCAAUUCUUCCGCGUGUACUCCCAGGACAACUGCGAGCUGGAAUGCCUCACGAACUUCACCCUUCGCCACUGUGGUUGCGUCAAGUUCUCAAUGCCCCGUACGAAUCAAACCCGGAUGUGUGAUCCUGACGAAAUUCGUUGUAUGAUUAACGCCGAAAAUACACUCAUGGAGAUGGAUCUGGUGCAACAUCGGGAGAGCUCGGCAGAGGAAAAUUUUCGGGCAAACUGUAACUGCUUGCCCGGGUGUACCUCGAUGCAGUACGACGCGGAGAUUACCACGACCGACUUCGAGUGGAUGAACUGGGUGCGGUCGAUGAAGCUGUCAACGCAAAUGAUUGAAGGCAUGCAAAUCUCCUACCUCGGGAUCUACUACAAGGAGCCCCAGUUCAUGACCUCCAAGCGGAGCGAGCUGUACGGAAUGACGGACUUUUUGGCCAACUGUGGUGGGAUUAUGGGACUUUGUAUGGGCAUCAGUCUGCUCAGUUUGGUGGAGUUGGUGUACUUUUGCUCGGUUCGACCGGCCAUGUUGUGGCGAGGGAAUAGGAAACGCAAGAGGAAGUCCAGGAAGCAGAAGAUGGAAGAGUGUGCGGAUAUAUGUUUGGAGGCGAUGGUGGUAAAGAGUGAUUGAAACUUAGCUUUUGAUACUGAGAUAUUAGGGAAAAGCAUGCAUUUCCAUCGGGCACAUAAUAUGGACAAAACAGCACUUUGAAUUUCGAUUACUACUUUUUAAAAGCGUUUUCAUAUUAAAUGAAGUAUGAACAUCAAGCUACCCAAAAAAAAAAAACAUAAUCAAAUGCUCUAUUUGAAAUUUAACAGGCAUGUGUAAAAUCGAAAUCAACCUCAAGGUAUACUAAGCCCCCUUAGCGUAAUUUUAAGAUCGCAAUAUUUUGCUUAUUUUUGAAACCAAAAUCCAACCGUUCUAUGAUAGCAGAGCUGAACAACUAAUCCGUACACAGAAAAUAUAAUCCUUCGUGGUUCUCAAAUCCAUGAACACAAUUCACAACUUCGAGAAUUGAUUUUUUUCCGUGUACCUCCAUUAAGUACAAAUAGAUCCAUUUAAAGAAUAUAAAUGUCUCCUCAAACAUAUGUUUUAUUCUUGCUGACAUCAAUAAACUCCUCUUGAAAAAUCCAAACCAAAAAUUCGUUUGAUUUUACAUGUUCCCAACUAUUUUUUUCUAGAUCCACAGAAUUCCAAUAAUCAAACUGAACGCUGUUUAGUUAAUUUUUUAAAAUUUAGUUUUGAUACAGUUUUAUGCAGAAUCAAAUUUGCAUUCGAUAAGUACGUUGCCAAAUAUUUAAUAAAGAGCACCGUUUUCGUGAUAUGGCCACAUAUAGUUAGAAAUUAACUGAAAAUUAGUAAUUUUUAG
This is a messenger RNA of Culex pipiens pallens (northern house mosquito), 2474 nucleotides long. RefSeq names its product pickpocket protein 28-like. The record is from RefSeq and is a predicted model, not a curated record. Gene Ontology annotation, molecular function: ligand-gated sodium channel activity. Lineage: Eukaryota; Metazoa; Arthropoda; Insecta; Diptera; Culicidae. The coding region runs from base 80 to 1735 and encodes 551 amino acids. The transcript is spliced from 3 exons. Gene Ontology annotation, biological process: sodium ion transmembrane transport. Gene Ontology annotation, cellular component: membrane.